Molecule: messenger RNA, 1295 nt
Organism: Rhododendron vialii
Lineage: Eukaryota; Viridiplantae; Streptophyta; Magnoliopsida; Ericales; Ericaceae
Exons: 5
Coding region: 185-1009 (274 amino acids)
Molecular function (GO): hydrolase activity
Source: RefSeq, a predicted model, not a curated record
UGGCUCUAUUAAAGAAACGACGUCAGUUUGCAUACUCGAGCGGGCAAGAAAGGUAUCGAACUGUCCCAGAGAGCGUCUUGAGCGACGCCGCGUGUACCAGUUAGACGAGGACUCGAGCCACUCGACGGUGGCCCAAAACCGAUGGUAUUGAAGUGAGCGAGCGAGUGAGAUUUUGGGGAAGCAAAUGUUGGGCAUUUGUUGUUCCAGAAGCAUCUUAACCAAAACCCUCCUCUUCAAAGCUGCGACCACCUCCCUUCCCCGCCGGCUUCAGGUUCGUUCGGUGAUGAUGGCCGACUCUUCCUUCAAGAAGAUUCAGAUUCACAGAGACGACACCACAUUUGACGCGUAUGUGGUCGGCAAAGAAGAUGCUCCUGGAAUCGUUGUGCUUCAGGAGUGGUGGGGUGUUGACUUUGAGAUUAAGAACCAUGCUUUGAAAAUUUCUCAAUUUGACUCUGGCUAUAAAGCUCUCAUCCCCGAUUUGUAUCGGGGGAAAGUUGGCUUAGAUGUUGCUGAGGCUCAACAUUUGAUGGAUGGUCUUGACUGGCAAGGUGCUGUGAAGGAUAUCCGCGCUUCAGUUAACUGGCUCAAAGCCAAUGGGUCAAAAAAGGUUGGCGUGACUGGAUUCUGCAUGGGUGGUGCUCUCUCCAUUGCAAGCUCUGUUUUAGUCCCUGAAGUUGAUGCUGUUGUAGCAUUCUACGGAGUUCCCUCGUCAGAGCUUGCAGAUCCUACGAAUGCUAAGGCACCUGUCCAGGCUCAUUUUGGGGAACAAGAUGGUUUUGUUGGCUUUUCAGAUGUGACGGCUGCUAAAGCUUUGGAAGAAAAGCUGAAGGCUUCAGGAGUUCCAUAUGAGGUACACAUUUAUCCAGGCAAUGCACAUGCUUUUAUGAAUAGGUCUGCAGAGGGUGUGGAGAGGAGGAAAGGUAUGGGCAUGGCUGAUGAGGAUGAAGCUGCAGUGGAGCUGGCCUGGUCUCGCUUCCGUUCAUGGAUGAGUCGCUUCAUGUCGCCUUAAGGCACUAUGAGUUACAUACUCGUCAUAUAAAGUUUCCACCUUAACUUAAUAAUGCCAUGUUACUAUCUAAGACAUAUUAGGAGAACUGCCUUGUGCUGUUCUUAUUGCGUAGUUCACGGGUGGCACUUGAAUAUUUGCUUUCCGGUGACAACGGUUACUCCUUUAAAUUUGGUUCUGUGCUUUGUGAGUGUAAAUGUUUGUUUUCCUCUGUAUCUUACUAUUCCCGUGUGAACAAGUGCCUCGCAUUUCAAGAAUUAGAUGGUUGAAAUUGUGAUUGACUGCUUCA